Molecule: messenger RNA, 417 nt
Organism: Aspergillus bombycis
Lineage: Eukaryota; Fungi; Ascomycota; Eurotiomycetes; Eurotiales; Aspergillaceae
Product: Zn(II)2Cys6 transcription factor domain-containing protein
Exons: 2
Coding region: 1-417 (138 amino acids)
Biological process (GO): regulation of DNA-templated transcription
Molecular function (GO): zinc ion binding; DNA-binding transcription factor activity, RNA polymerase II-specific
Source: RefSeq, a predicted model, not a curated record
AUGACCAGUCCCGCAGCCCAACCUAGAACACUAUUGCCUGCAGAAUAUCGUGGUCCUGAUAGGCGUCAUACCCCCAUUCUCCGCGUUGAGAGAAAGUCAAAGCGGCGGGGUUUAGCUUGUACAUCCUGUCAACGAAAAAGGGUGAAAUGCAGUGGCCCGCCUCCUUGCGAGGCAUGCGCUGCAUCGAAGUCCGAGUGUUCUUUCGAGCCUUUAACUGAUAAACGGCGAAGAUUAACACAGAAGGCUGCAGAGAAAGACGCAGAAAUCCACCGACAUAUCUCCAUGUACUUAAUCGAUAUCCUGCGGUCUGGGAACGAAGAAGAUGUGGGCAAUCUAGUAAGGGAGAUGCAAGCAGCCUCAUCUCGUGAUUCCGCUUUUGCCGAUCUGCGGUCGAUAAUAUCUCAAGAGAAGAACUGA